AUGAGUAAAUCUCCUUUACGAACUCAAUCUCAUUCAGUUGCAACUUUUAUACCAGAUGAUCAAAAAUAUUCUACAUCUAAAUACAACAAUAGUAUUCAUCCAACUAUCUAACCUUAAAUCUAUAAUCAAUUUGAAGAAUUAAAAAUAUUCAAAUAAAAAUGUUAUGAAUAAGAUAAGAUUAUUCAAAAUCAAUAGUUAUAAAUUAAUGAAAUGAAGUACUAAUAUAUUAUUUUAAUAUAGGCAAUUUAUUUCAGAUUGUCAAAUCAGUUUGAUUCAUUUUAAAUAAUAAUUAGAAGAAUAAUUGUCUAUUAAGGAAAACUAUGAUAAAGAACUCAGAUAACUUAAUCAAUUAGUCUCUUCCUUAAAAUCAGAGAAUUAACAAUUAAUUUUGUUAUAUAAUGAUAAAAAAUAAGAAUUAGAGGAGCUCACUUCUAAUAAUUAACUUAUUAUUAAUGACUUUAACAAAUAAUUUGAAAAUACAUUGAAGGCUCGUAUUGAAAACGAUAUCAAAGAGAUCCACAAUAAAUACCUAAGGGUAUGAGUCUUAGUCAAGCCUAUAGGAAAUCCAACUGUUAAAGGCAAAAAUCUUUGAAUAAGAAAAAGUAGUUCAAAAUUAAGAAGUCAUUCGAUUAUUACAAAAAAAAUGUGAGGAAUUAUUGCAAGGCAUUGAUUAAAAAAAUAAUUAUAUAGAUGAUUUACUUAUCAAAUAUGGAGAAUUAGAUGAAAGAUACGAAAAUCUAAAAAGGCAAAUGUCAUAAAAACUGUAUGAAGAAGAAAUCUUAGAUGAUUCACAGAAAUUUAAAAUAAAAAAAAAUUGA
This is a messenger RNA of Paramecium sonneborni, 818 nucleotides long. Lineage: Eukaryota; Ciliophora; Oligohymenophorea; Peniculida; Parameciidae. The record is from the annotation of a GenBank genome assembly.